Messenger RNA from Osmia bicornis bicornis, 1359 nucleotides. RefSeq lists its product as uncharacterized. Gene Ontology annotation, molecular function: calcium ion binding; A2-type glycerophospholipase activity. The transcript has 5 exons. Bases 273 to 1079 code for a protein of 268 amino acids. Gene Ontology annotation, biological process: lipid catabolic process; arachidonate secretion; phospholipid metabolic process. NCBI's taxonomy places the organism in Eukaryota, Metazoa, Arthropoda, Insecta, Hymenoptera, Megachilidae. The record is from RefSeq and is a predicted model, not a curated record.
UUUAAAUUUCUUGAAAUGUUUAAUUUAAUUUUGUAAGAUUAAGAAUUUUCUAAAUCUUCUUUGAAAUGAAGAGGAUUAUUUUAUAAAGCCUUCAAGCCCAAGGAAAAUCUUAUGAAUUCUCUUCUUAAAUCGUGAUGCGUUCAUCAGUAAAACGCAACAAUUUUUUUAUUCAAGAAUUUGCGAAUCUGAUUGAUCUAUUGUUGGAUAUGUUGAGAACGAUUCGUAGCUGACGAUUCGAAACUCGUUUUUCGUAUUUGGGAAAACGUUACUCGAUGAAUCGUAAAAGGAUCAACGUUGCAUUGAUUCCUCAUGGCUUUGAUUGGCCACAAAUCAUAAACCGUUGGAGGAUCAUCGUCUUUCUGUCUCUUAUCACGCUUAUAGCACUGCCCUGCUGUGACAGUCGUGCUAGGAAUACUCCAAGUGCCCAAAGAUUGACUGGGAAUAAACAAAAGUACAAAUUACAUAAAAAUAGACCACUAAUUAAUUAUGUAGAAGAGGAGUGGGAAAAAGGAAAUCUUCAGAUAGAAGAAAGUGACAAAUCUUGGAAUUCAGUAUCUAUCCAACAGCUGAAGGAAGAUAUUUACAUGAAUGAACCUAUUUCUGUUAACGUUACACACAAUGAUACAAAAGAAUUAUUGAUACACAGCGAACAGAAUUUAUCACAUAAGAGGUUUAAACGCGGUGUGAUACAUCUUUAUAACAUGAUAGUUUGUGCCACUGGAUGUAAUCCUUUAUCUUAUAAAGGAUAUGGAUGUUAUUGUGGUUUCUUGGGGUCGGGAUAUGUAAUAGAUGGAAUAGAUAGGUGUUGUAAAAUGCACGACUGGUGCUACGAUGCUACAGACUGUCCAAUGUUCUCAGAAUACUUUGUACCAUAUUAUUGGAGAUGCUACCAUGGUUAUAAACCCAUAUGCGCUGUUGAACACGGAAACUGGGGAGGAUCUGGAUCGUGUGCUCAACGAUUAUGCGAAUGUGAUCGUUCGUUUGCUGAAUGUUUAAGACAUUACCCUUGCCCGACGACCAAAGCUAUGUGCACAUCGUCGCCUUGGAGAUUGGUACAAAACCUUUUCAUGGUCAUGUAAUUAUCUACAUACAAGGUAUGAUCAAAAAAUGGGAAAUUAAUUUACAAUUUGGUAAUAUUACGUUUAUAUGCCAAAGAUAGCAAGGAUGUACAUUAAUAUAUAUCGUAACAUCUGUUGCAACAAAAGGUACAAAUUGUAAUUAAAAUAACAUGUCAUUUAUCUUUAUUGCGUUACAAGAGAAGUAUAUAUUGCAAUAUAAAAAGAUGUGUAAUAAAUAUUUUACACAAUACGUAAUACCGUUUACUCCCUUGUUUUGUAAUAAAAUCUUAUUUACAUUGAA